This is a messenger RNA of Sugiyamaella lignohabitans, 2955 nucleotides long. It is a transcript of the gene VPS41, whose product is annotated as Vps41p. NCBI's taxonomy places the organism in Eukaryota, Fungi, Ascomycota, Dipodascomycetes, Dipodascales, Trichomonascaceae. Gene Ontology annotation, cellular component: HOPS complex; late endosome. Bases 1 to 2955 code for a protein of 984 amino acids. Gene Ontology annotation, molecular function: protein binding. The record is from RefSeq and is a predicted model, not a curated record. The transcript has a single exon. Gene Ontology annotation, biological process: vesicle-mediated transport; cellular response to starvation; endosomal vesicle fusion.
AUGACAAUGAGCGAAGGAAUUGAGGAUUUUGCUCAUAAUGGAGACGAUUUGGCUCAACAGGGAAAUAGAGAAAUCCCCGACUUAAUCGCUCCGGAAGGAGGAUUCUCGGAAGAAACGACGCAUGGUGACGCGCCCCAAACUGGGCACAAGGAAGAUCUAAAUGAAGAGGGUGGAGCCAAUGGUAAUGAACAGAAUAAUCAUGAUGAAGAAGAUAACGCAGACGAUGACGAUGAAUCUAGUGGAAAUGGAGAAUCCGAAGAUGAGGAUGAGAAUGAAAGCUCAGCAUCGGAAGGAGACUCUGAAUCAGAUGAAGAUGAGGAAGAACCCAAGCUAAAGUACUCACGGCUAUCGGAUUUGAAGCCACCUGUGUUCUCAAAUAAUACGGUAUCUACAUUUUUGGCGAGCGAAACGGUUAUAGUCUUUGCCACACAUUCAGGGAUAAUUCACAUGUUUAAUCCUGAUAUGAGCUCUAUCAGAUCGUUUCGUGCACACCGAGCGUCUAUAUUGUCUUUAUCUACUGAUGGCACAUAUCUAGCAUCCGGGUCUCUUGAUGGUACAGUUGUUAUAGUAUCUAUUAUGAAUCAAAAAGAUACAUCCUAUGCUGACUUCAAACGUCCAAUUCACGCGGUCGCUUUGGAUCCAAAUUAUAAGUCCACUCGAGCAUAUGUUUCGGCAGGAACGGCAGGAAGUGUUAUUCAUAGCGAAAAGAACUGGUUUGGAAGCAGAUCAGAUACUGUUCUAUAUACCUCGGAAGAUCCAAUAAUAUCCUUGAACUGGGUGAAUAAUCUAAUUAUAUGGAUGAAUGAGGAUGGAAUUAUAUUAUAUUCUACACACAGAAAGUCUAUCUUAAGGCGUAUAGACCGCCCUGCCAAUGCCCCCCGUGCUGACCUAUACAAACCACGAAUCUGCUUUCCAGACUCGAAUAGAAUCUUCAUAGCAUGGGUGGAUCAUAUAUGGAAUAUCAAAAUAACCACGGGUAGCGAAGCAAAGCCAAAGCCCACUAUAGGAGCACCAUCGUUUCUUUCAUCUAGUGCGUCGGUUUUGUCACCCCAUGCUGACGAAAUUAUAGAGGUUGAAAAUGUACACAAACUACCUUGGCUCCUAAGCGGUAUAUUACCAUUUAAAGACGCAGUAAUGAUAUUGGUGUACGCUAAAGCAGAUGGUCAAGAGGCGUCCGUUUCCUCUCGGAAGCGACCAACUCCCGAUCCACCUGAGUUAAAACUCAUAGACUGGUUGACAGGAGAAGAAACUUAUGCAGAUGUUCUAUCUAUGCGAGGGUAUGAGCGACUAGGCUUAGAUGAUUAUCACCUGGGUCAUUUUCAUGGAAAUAGAUCCAUGCCUGAUAAAUAUUUUAUUGUCAGUGGUACAGACGCAAUAGUUGCUGAAGAGCGGACGAUGCUGGAUAGAUUGAACUGGCUUGACGAAAAGCAUAUGUACAAGAAAAGUUGGGAGAUGAGCGCCAGCUUAGUGGAUCCGAUAAGUCGAAUUGCUAUAGGAAUCAAACAUGUUGAAUCAUUAAUCGACAAAGAAAAAUGGGGCGAAGCAGCUGCAUUUCUUAAAAUAAUUCUGUCACAGCCGUCAAUUGACAAGUCAGUACUGAGGGAAGAGUGGGAUAGAUGGGGAUGGAUAUUUGUGAACUCCAAUCAUAUUAGCGAAUUAGCUCAGGUUUUGCCUAUUGACGAUGAACUAGAGAUCAAAGAGGACUUGUACGAUAGCAUCAUUAACUAUUGUCUGGACAAUGACAGAAAAACUCUUGUCAGUUUGAUUUAUAACUGGCCCCCUUCACUUUACGAUUACAAUUUGCUAAAGAAUCAACUAGAGGAUCUUAUUAACGAAUCUGAGACCUCAAGCUCGAUAAACCAAAUGCGAAUGGCCUUAGCCGACCUUUACACAAGGACAAAUGACCCAUUGUCAGCCCUUCAGCACUUGCUAGCUCUACAUCAUGCCACGGUGAUAGACCAUAUCUCAAAAUAUCAUUUGCUACCACAGAUCCACGCAAUGAUUCCCCAAGUCUUCAUAUAUAACCUCACGGAUGAGGAGUUAGAGAAUGCUCCGUUAGAAGUAAUCCGCGACAAGACGAAACAUACGAUUAAUCUGUUUGUGGAAGGAAGACAUCAGCUUGAACCCAAGGUUAUUAUUCGUGCGUUGUCGGGUAAUAAUAAGCUGGAUGUCAUGCUAUUUUUAUAUUUGGAAGAACUCACUAUAAAGGACUCGUUUAUUUCUAGAGAAUUUGCCAACCUGCAAAUUAAACUGUAUGCUGAGUUUGAUCGCAGGAAGCUGAUGGGGUUUCUUAAUCGCAACAGUCACUAUAACCUGACAGAGGCGCUCAAAGUUUGCGAUCAAAACAAUUAUACACCAGAACUGGUUUAUCUGCUGGGAAAAGUGGGUCAACAUCAAAGAGCAUUAAGACUGAUUAUAGAAAAAAUAGGAGAUCCAGAGCAGGCACUCGAAUUUGCCAAAUCACAGAAUGACCAGGAUCUUUGGAAUGAUCUGAUCCACCACAGUUUGAAGCAUCCUUUAUUCAUUAAAGUUCUGCUUGAGAAGGGAAAUGGAUCUAUAGAUCCUGUUCAGCUUAUUCGUGACAUACCACCAGGGACUAGCAUACCUGGUUUGAAGGAGGCUCUACUUAACCUUUUUAGGGAUAAAGAGAUGUUACAAUCCUUAAAUAUGGGGGCUCUGGAUAUCAUCAAGGAUGAAGGAAAGAGCUACUCGCAGCAUCUGAGGUCGAUACGAUUAAAAGGGGACUCUGUUGACUUUAACACAGAACAUCCAGACCUUGAUUUAUCUGUACCAUAUGUGCUAACGCCAAGUGGAGAAAUCAAAAGUGAGGAGGAAUUGAUAGGUCGUAAGAUCCCAUACAUAGGCGAUAGUGAUCAAGAAAGUGACCGUCCCAGGUGGUCUGUUGCAUACAAAGUGCGUCGGUUAAAGCAUAUAUUGGACUAUCUGCACUUUUAG